AUGGAUAUUCAUAGGAAGUUCACGGAUAAGGUCAAGACACAUCCAAAGUACUUUCAAAUAUUUCUCGUCGUUUUGGUUGUGACGUUCGCAAUAAUUAUUCUCAUUGCAGGAGUACUGAAAACCCCUCUCCUAGAGUUACAUGCUCCUGACGAUGAGUAUGAUCUAUAUUUGAUAUAUUAUUUUGAAGGUUGCAGAUCGAUAGUUAACGGCAAAAACGACGGAUGCUAUAGCCUUGCAAAUGGUGGACUACCCGCAGUUGUUUCGGAAGAUACUCCAAUUUCUGGUAAUACCCAUUUUCGAAAUAAAUCAUCAAUAUUCUACAUUGUUGUGUCACUAAAUAUUCCCGCAGGACUUCCAAAUCUCAAAAUCAUCUUCGCCUUGUUUUUUCUGAGUGGCCUCGCCCAUCUCGCCCAUGGCUUGUUCGGCCUAAAAGUCCAUUUGAAUGAUCUAUAUCACCCUAAAAUCGAGAAUACUAUGGCUUUUAUAUCCUUCUUUACUUUGCUUGCGGCUGCAAUAGCCUGUCCAUGGAUCUUGCUUGAUUACAAGUGCCAAAUCCAGUCCAUUAGCAAUGACAAUAUUACUGUUAAAGUCGGCACUAGCAUUAUUGGAUUGGGGUUCACGGCUGUGCUCUUCAGUCUCGUGAGUAGGGAGAUCCUGAUUGUGGGGACACUUAAGAAUGAGAGAGCGAUCCAAGCGUUUUCGGAUACUCCAAGAAACGGUGAGGAUACACGUCGAUAUUCUCUAGAUGACGGGGAUUCAAUUCAAUCUGGACCUGAUGAUGAGGCUGAACGAUUACAGAUCCCGGUCCACAAUAUUAGGCAAGAUCACCUCGGGCCUAUUUCGAGAGGGGACCCGGCCUCGAUGCGAAUGCCAAUGCCUCCUGGAAUGAGAAGAGUGCCGCCUCUAGAUGCAUAUAUAUGGAAACCUCGAGGGCACCCACCUCCACCUCCACCCCCACCUCCACUUCGAGUUGAAUACGCACGGGGACCUCCAGGACCUCCACCUCAAAUGCAUGCAGGAUACGGACGUGGCCCAGGCUGAAGUUUAUGAUUAUAGAGUUAGUAAAGCAAUGUAAAAUACCUGGUUUUGAUAUUAAUCUCAGGUUAGGAGUUGGGCGGAUAUUUCGUAGGAU
This is a messenger RNA of Botrytis deweyae, 1132 nucleotides long. RefSeq lists its product as uncharacterized. The coding region runs from base 1 to 1041 and encodes 346 amino acids. The transcript has 3 exons. Lineage: Eukaryota; Fungi; Ascomycota; Leotiomycetes; Helotiales; Sclerotiniaceae. The record is from RefSeq and is a predicted model, not a curated record.